Hemibagrus wyckioides is the source of this 10630-nucleotide messenger RNA. RefSeq names its product neurofibromin 1a (gene nf1a). The transcript has 59 exons. The coding region runs from base 219 to 8630 and encodes 2803 amino acids. The record is from RefSeq and is a predicted model, not a curated record. Gene Ontology annotation, biological process: regulation of GTPase activity. Lineage: Eukaryota; Metazoa; Chordata; Actinopteri; Siluriformes; Bagridae.
ACAGAGCGAGAGAGAGAGAAGGAUUCAAACUUCCGGUCGUGUGUCAUGGCGGCGCGGUGGAGUAUACUUGAAGCGAAAAAGCUAAACCCUGCCACUUAUGCUUUUUCGCUGUGAAAUUUUGCGUGGUCUUGGGCUGGUUAGUGUGCUGCAUUAGACGAAGCGGUUCGGAUUUGGGACUGCCAGGCGAGGGAGCGCCUGCAGUUUGCAUCCGCCUGACCAUGGCGGCACACAAGCCCGUGGAGUGGGUCCAGGCCGUAAUUAACCGAUUCGACGAGCAGCUUCCUAUUAAGACAGGACAGCAGAACACUCACACCAAAGUCAGCACAGAGCACAACAAGGAAUGCUUGAUCAACAUUUCCAAAUACAAGUUUUCCCUCGUCAUCAAUGGCCUGACCAACAUCCUCAAAAAUGUUAACAAUAUGCGGAUAAUUGGCGAAGCUGCCGAAAAGAACCUCUACCUCUCGCAGCUUAUCAUCCUGGACACGCUGGAGAAGUGCUUGGCAGGGCAAACCAAGGACUGCUUGCGUCUAGAUGAGGCCAUGCUGGUGAAGCAGUUGCUCCCUGAGAUCUGCCACUUCCUGCACUCAUGUCGUGAGGGGCAGCAACACGCCAACCAGCUGCGCAGCUCUGCCUCAGCCGUGCUCUUUUCUCUUAGCUGCAACAACUUCAAUGCCGUCUUCAGUCGCAUCUCCACAAGAUUACAGGAGCUUACGGUUUGCACAGAAGAUACUGUAGAUGUCCACGACAUAGAGCUUAUUCAGUACAUCAAUGUUGACUGCUCCAAGUUAAAGAGAUUACUGCAAGAAACUGUAUUAAAGUUUAAAGCUUUGAAGAAGCCUGCACAGCUUGCUGUCAUCAACAGUUUGGAGAAGGCUUUCUGGAACUGGGUGGAGUAUUAUCCUGAUGAAUUUACCAUGCUCUACCAGAGACCGCAGGCUGAUAUGGCGGACUCUGCAGAGAAGUUAUUUGACCUGGUAGACAGUUUUGCAGAGAGUGCAAAGAGGAAAGCUGCUGUGUGGCCGCUGCAAAUUAUCCUUCUCAUUCUCUGUCCUGAGAUCACACAGAGCAUCUCUAAAGAAGUGGUGGAGGAGAGCAAGGCUAACAAGAAGUUGUUUUUGGAGAGUCUAAGAAAGGCCCUGGCUGGUCACAGUAGCAGUAAGCAGUUGACUGAGAGUGCAGCCAUUGCCUGUGUGAAACUGUCUAAAGCCUGCACAUACAUUAACUGGGAGGAUCAUUCCGUCAUCUUCCUUCUGGUGCAGUCUAUAGUAAUGGACCUCAAAGCUCUCCUGUUCAACCCCACCAAGCCGUUCUCCAGGGGCACCGGGUGCCAGAGUGCUGACGUGGACCUGAUGAUCGACUGCUUUGUGUCCUGCUUCCGCAUCAGCCCACACAACAACCAGCACUUCAAGGUCUGUCUGGCGUCCACCUCCCCUCCCACCUUCCAUUUUGUCCUGGUCAACUCUCUGCACAAAAUCAUUACUAAUUCUCACUUGGAUUGGUGGCCAAAGAUUGACACAAUCUACUGCUACUCUGGAGAACUGCGUGCCAUGUUUGCCGAGACGCAGGCCAGAGUCGUCCAGAGCCUUAGUGCCCACCCACCAUUAAGGAUGACACCAAGUUUGACAUUCAAAGAGAAGAUGACAACCAGCCUGAAGUUUAAAGAAAAGUCUGCAGACCUGGACUCACGCUCUCUUCUUCUGGCUUUGGUGAAACUCAUCCAUGCUGACCCCAAACUAAUGCUACAUAACCCAGGGAAGCAGGGCCAGGAGAUCCAGAACAGCACAGCUGAACUCAUCAUAGGUCUGGUCCAGCUUGUGCCUCUUACACAUACUUCAGAGCUCUCCCAGGAAGCCAUGGAGGCACUUUUGGUGUUGCAUCAACCCGAGACCAUUGAGCUGUGGAACCCUGAUACUCCAAUUGAGACCUUCUGGGACAUCAGCUCUCAGGUCCUGUUCCUUAUCUGUAAGAAGUUGAUCGGCCACCAGAUGAUCAACAGCACAGAGAUCUUGAAGUGGCUGAGGGAGAUUCUCAUCUGCAGGAACAAGUUCCUCCUGAAGAACAAAGAGAGUGCCACACAGGGGAGUCUAAUCCCCAUCAGCAGACAAGCACAGACCAAGCUGGAAGUGUGCCUGUAUUCAUUUCUGUGGAGCCCAGACGCUGAGGCUGUGCUAGUGGCCAUGUCCUGCUUCCGGCACCUGUGUGAGGAGGCGGACAUCCGCUGCAGUGUGGAUGAGCUGCCUGUACACACAGUCCUGCCCAACUACAAUACUUUCAUGGAGCUUGCCUCCGUCAGCAACAUGAUGGCCACAGGUCGCUCUACCCUACAGAAGAGAGUGAUGGCACUGUUAAGGAGAAUAGAGCAUCCUACAGCUGGCAACAUAGAGGCUUGGGAGGACACGCAUGCUAAAUGGGAACAAGCAACCAAACAAAUUCUAAACCAUCCAAAGAACAAAGUUGAAGAUGGUCAGGAGUGGAUCAACAUGACAGGCUUCCUGUGUGCUCUGGGUGGAGUGUGUCUGCAGCAGCGCAGUACUCCCAGCCUUGGUACCUACAGUCCACCAAUGGGGCCAAUGAGUGAGCGCAAGGGCUCCAUGAUCUCUAUGGGCUCGUGUGAAGUGAACAGUGAGACACCUCUCAGCAGGUUCCUGGAGAGGCUGCUGUCCCUCAUGGUGUGCACUCAUGAGAAAGUGGGUUUGCACAUCCGCACCAAUGUUAAAGAUCUCUUGGGACUGGAGCUGAGCCCGGCCUUGUACUCUAUGCUGUUUACCAAACUGCGUAACAGCAUCGGACGUUUCUUUGACACCCAAGGGCCGGUACCGAUAAAUGACACAAAUACAUUAUUUGUGGAGCAGACUAUAGCCAUCAUGAAGAACCUCCUGGACAGCCACACUGAGGGCAGCUCUGAGCACCUUGGUCAGGCCAGCAUUGAGACCAUGAUGCUCAACUUGGUCAGAUAUGUGCGCAUUUUAGGGAAUGGGGUUCAUGCAAUACAGAUUAAGACUAAACUUUGUCAACUCGUGGAGGUUAUGAUGGAACGCAGAGAUGAUCUGUCUUUUUGCCAAGAAAUGAAAUUCAGGAAUAAGAUGGUGGAGUACCUGACUGACUGGGUGAUGGGCACCUCCAAUCAGGCAGCAGAUGAUGAUGUCAAAUAUCUCACACGGGACCUUGACCAGGCCAGUAUGGAGGCAGUGGUGUCUCUGCUGGCUGGUUUACCUCUACAGCCUGAAGAAGGAGAUGGAGUGGAGCUGAUGGAGGCCAAGUCUCAACUAUUUCUGAAGUAUUUCACUCUGUUCAUGAACCUCCUGAAUGACUGCAGUGAGGUUGAGGAAGAUGGGCAGCAGGUGGGCGAGAGAAAGCGGGGCAUGUCCCGACGCCUUGCCUCCCUACGCCAUUGCACCGUACUCGCCAUGUCCAACUUGCUCAAUGCCAAUGUGGACAGUGGCCUCAUGCACUCUAUAGGUCUAGGCUACCACAAAGACUUACAGACCAGAGCUACAUUCAUGGAGGUGCUGACUAAGAUCCUGCAGCAAGGCACGGAGUUUGACACUCUGGCCGAGACUGUUCUGGCCGACCGCUUUGAGAGGCUUGUGGAGCUUGUCACCAUGAUGGGGGAUCAGGGGGAGCUUCCCAUUGCCAUGGCACUGGCCAAUGUGGUGCCCUGCUCGCAGUGGGAUGAGCUAGCCAGGGUGUUGGUGACGCUGUUUGACUCCAGGCACCUGCUCUACCAGCUGCUCUGGAAUAUGUUCUCUAAAGAAGUGGAGCUGGCUGACUCCAUGCAGACUCUCUUCAGAGGCAACAGUCUGGCUAGCAAGAUCAUGACCUUCUGCUUCAAGGUGUAUGGAGCUGCUUAUCUUCAGAAGCUGCUUGAGCCUCUGAUGCGAGGCGUCAUCACGUCUCCUGAGUGGCAGCACAUCAGCUUUGAGGUUGACCCCACCAGACUAGAGCCUCCUGAAAAUCUGGAGGAGAACCAACGGAACCUGCUGCAGAUCACAGACCGUUUCUUUCUGGCCAUCAUUAACUCCUCCAGCGAGUUUCCUCCUCAGCUGCGAAGCGUAUGCCACUGUUUGUACCAGGCUACUUGCCACUCCCUACUGAAUAAAGCCACUGUUAAAGAAAAAAAGGAAAACAAAAAAUCCGUGGUGAGCCAGCGAUUUCCCCAAAACAGCAUCGGCGCCGUUGGUAGUGCCAUGUUUCUGCGAUUCAUUAACCCUGCCAUAGUCUCUCCAUACGAAGCAGGCAUCUUGGAUAAGAAGCCUCCUCCUCGGAUUGAGCGGGGCCUCAAACUAAUGUCUAAAAUACUCCAGAGCAUUGCAAAUCAUGUUCUCUUUACCAAGGAAGAGCAUAUGAGGCCAUUUAAUGAUUUUGUGAAAAACAACUUUGAGGCAGCAAGGAGAUUUUUCUUGGACAUAGCAUCUGACUCUCCUCCGAGUGAUUCAGUCAAUCAUAGCCUUUCCUUUAUCAGUGACGGUAAUGUGCUCGCACUGCACCGCUUGCUCUGGAACAAUCAGGAGAGGAUUGGGCAGUAUUUAUCCAGUAACAGGGACCACAAGGCUGUUGGUAGAAGACCCUUUGAUAAAAUGGCUACACUCCUGGCAUAUCUUGGUCCCCCUGAGCACAAACCUGUAGCAGAUACACACUGGUCCAGUCUCAACCUAACCAGUUCUAAGUUUGAGGAGUUCAUGACCAGGCAUCAGGUCCAUGAAAAAGAAGAAUUCAAAGCUCUGAAGACACUUAACAUCUUUUACCAGGCAGGAACAUCUAAGAACGGCAACCCUGUCUUCUAUUACAUUGCCCGAAGGUUCAAAACAGGGCAGAUCAAUGGUGACCUCCUAAUCUACCAUGUUCUACUCACACUCAAACCAUACUACGCUAAACACUACGAGAUAGUCGUGGACCUCACCCAUGUUGGCCCUAGCAACCGCUUCAAGACUGACUUCCUCUCCAAGUGGUUUGUUGUGUUUCCAAACUUUGCAUAUGAGAACGUGGCAGCCGUCUUUAUCUAUAACUGCAACACCUGGGUGCGGGAAUACACCAAAUACCAUGAGCGGCUGCUGACUGGUCUAAAAGGCAGUAAGAAGCUGUUGUUUAUUGACUCGCCCGCACGUCUUGCUGAAUAUGUGGAACCUGACCAGCAGAAGCUUCCUGCUUCAACCCUGGCCCUGGAGGAGGACCUCAAAGUUUUCCAUAAUGCACUUAAGCUUGCUCACAAAGACACAAAAGUGUCAAUUAAGGUUGGCUCCACAGCUGUUCAAGUGACCUCAGCUGAGCGUACCCGUGUUCUGGGCCAGUCAGUCUUCCUCAACGAUAUCUACUAUGCCUCCGAGAUCGAAGAGAUCUGCCUUGUUGAUGAAAACCAAUUCACGCUGACUAUCGCCAACCAAGGCACGCCCCUCACCUUUAUGCACCAGGAAUGUGAUGCCAUAGUGCAGUCUAUCAUCCAUAUCCGUACACGCUGGGAGCUCUCUCAGCCCGACUCUAUCCCACAGCACACCAAAAUCAGGCCUAAAGAUGUGCCUGGAACCUUACUCAACAUUGCACUCCUCAACUUGGGCAGUUCCGACCCCAGCCUGAGGUCAGCAGCGUACAACCUUUUGUGUGCCUUAACCUGCACCUUCAACCUCAAAAUUGAAGGGCAACUCCUGGAAACGUCUGGCUUGUGCAUCCCGGCCAACAACACGCUUUUCAUCGUGUCCAUCAGUAAGACACUAGCUGCCAAUGAACCCCACCUAACCCUGGAGUUUCUGGAAGAAUGCAUCAGUGGUUUCAGCAAGUCAAGUAUUGAACUGAAGCACCUAUGUCUGGAAUACAUGACUCCUUGGUUGCGCAACCUGGUGCGCUUCUGUAAGCACAAUGAUGAUGCCAAGCGGCAACGCGUAACUGCCAUUCUGGAUAAGUUGAUCACCAUGACCAUCAAUGAGAAGCAAAUGUAUCCAUCAAUUCAGGCUAAGAUCUGGGGCAGCCUUGGCCAGAUAUCAGACCUGCUAGAUGUGGUGUUGGACAGCUUCAUAAAAACGAGUGCUACUGGGGGCCUGGGUUCAAUCAAAGCUGAAGUAAUGGCGGAUACAGCUGUGGCUUUGGCAUCUGGAAACGUUAAAUUGGUUUCAAGCAAGGUGAUUGGCCGAAUGUGCAAGAUAAUUGACAAGACGUGUCUGUCUCCCACCCCUACUCUGGAGCAGCACCUAAUGUGGGACGAUAUCGCCAUCCUGGCACGCUACAUGCUAAUGCUCUCCUUUAAUAACUCUCUGGAUGUAGCGGCACACUUGCCUUACCUCUUCCACGUGGUCACUCUGCUGGUAGCUACAGGACCCCUGUCUCUCAGAGCCUCCACCCACGGCCUUGUCAUUAACAUCAUCCACUCUCUGUGUACCUGUUCCCAGCUCAACUUCAGUGAGGAGACUAAACAGGUGCUGCGACUGAGUCUCACCGAAUUCUCCUUGCCCAAGUUCUACCUGCUGUUUGGCAUCAGUAAGGUCAAAUCAGCGGCGGUCAUAGCUUUCCGCUCCAGCUACAGAGAUCGCUCGUUCUCUCCAGGCUCUUAUGAAAGAGAGACUUUUGCCCUGUCCUCUCUAGAGACAGUCACUGAAGCCCUGCUGGAAAUUAUGGAGGCUUGUAUGAGGGACAUUCCUGGAUGCAAAUGGUUAGACCAGUGGACAGAAUUAGCUCAGAAAUUUGCUUUCCAGUAUAACCCAUCUCUACAGCCACGGGCACUGGUAGUGUUUGGCUGCAUCAGUAAACGUGUAACUCAUGGUCAGAUGAAACAGAUCAUCCGGAUCCUUAGCAAGGCCAGUCCUCUGCUCAGCAUUGACCGGGGGCUGGAGAGCUGCUUAAAGGGGCCGGAUAAUUACAACAGUCAGGUUCUCAUUGAAGCCACUGUCAUCGCUCUGACCAAGCUACAACCCCUCCUCAGUCAGGACUCUCCCAUGCACAAGGCUCUGUUCUGGGUGGCAGUAGCAGUGCUGCAGCUAGAUGAGGUAAAUCUGUACUCAGCUGGGACUGCACUGCUGGAGCAGAACCUGCACACGCUUGACAGCCUCCGGGUGUUUAAUGACAAGAGUCCUGAAGAGGUCUUCAUGGAGAUCCGGAAGCCCCUAGAAUGGGAUUGUAAACAAAUGGACCAUUUCGUCGGCCUUAACUUCAACUCCAACUUCAAUUUUGCACUAGUGGGGCAUCUGCUGAAAGGUUACAGACACCCAUCCUCGACUACAGUGGCAAGAACGGUGCGUAUCCUCCACACGCUCCUGGGUCUAGUGGGCAAACACCGCAACUGUGACAAAUUUGAGGUGAACACUCAGAGUGUGGCCUACCUGGCAGCUCUGCUCACGGUGUCAGAGGAGGUACGCAGUCGCUGCAGUCUCAAACACAGGAAGUCUUUGCUUCUUUCGGAUGUUACCAUGGAGAACUUCCCUGUGGACACUUACUCAGUUUAUCACCCCGAGCCUGGAUGCAGGCCUCUGAAGGAGAGUCAGCCAUGGACAUCACCCAAAGUAUCAGAACGCUACCUGGCAGCGUAUUAUCCCACAAUGGGGCAGACCAGCCCACGUACACGCAAGUCCAUGAGUGUGGAUAUGGGGCAGCCCUCACAAGCCAAUGCCAAGAAACUACUGGGCACCAGGAAGAGUUUUGACCAUCUGAUAUCAGACUCCAAAGCACCAAAGAGACCAGAGAUGGAAUCAGGCAUCACCACUCCUCCGAAGAUAAGGCGGGUGGCUGAGAAUGACUAUGACAUUGAAACACAAAGAAUAGCCAACUCCCAUUUGCGCAAGGUUUCUGUUUCUGAGUCCAAUGUGCUGCUGGAUGAGGAGGUGCUCACUGACCCCAAGAUCCAAAUGCUGCUCCUUACUGUGCUGGCCACACAAGUAAAGUACUCGACUGAUGAGUUUCACCAGAGGAUUCUGUAUGAGUAUUUGGCUGAAGCCAGUGUGGUCUUUCCAAAGGUGUUCCCAGUGGUGCACAAUCUGUUGGAUUCCAAGAUCAGUACACUGCUGUCCAUGUGCCAGGACCCCAACCUCCUGAACCCUGUCCAUGGAAUCGUCCAGAGCGUGGUCUAUCAUGAGGAGUCUCCCCCCCAAUACCAGCCCUCCUGUCUGCAGAGCUUCGGGUUUAAUGGACUUUGGAGGUUUGCCGGCCCCUUUUCUAAGCAAACCCAAAUCCCAGAUUAUGCUGAACUAGUGGUCAAGUUCCUGGAUGCUCUGAUUGAUACUUACCUACCGGGUAUUGAAGAGGAAGGAGGCGAGGAGUCGCAGCGAACACCAACCUCUCCAUAUCCACCCAUCGUUCAGAGCCAGCUGAGCAUCACUGCCAACCUCAACUUGUCCAACUCCAUGACCUCAUUGGCGACCUCGCAGCACUCACCAGAGGGCCCAAUAGUUUAUAGACGCUCCCCAACUUUGUCCCAUGCCAGGACAGCAGAAGAGAUGCCACCGAAAUCUUCUGCUUCUUUGCCUUGCUCUAAGUCAGCUGUGUUCCCACCACACCUCGUCUCCCCAGGUAUUGAUAAGGAGAACGUGGAGCUGUCGCCCACCUCCAGCCUGUGCAGCAGCGGCAGAGCGCGCCACGGUUCAGCCAGCCAGGUGCAGAAACAGAGAAGCACUGGCAGUUUCAAACGCACCAGCAUCAAGAAGAUCGUCUGAGCGCGCUCUGAGACCUGACUUGGCAUUCAGGAGGCUGCAUUAACCAUCCUUCAUAAACUGUUUCCGUUCCACGUUCUCCAGUCUAAGAUGGUUCCUGCAUAUGAGAAUUGCUUUAGUUCGACCUUAGUUUGGUGUGGAAGCCAGAAGACUAGUGUUUACCUGUGCCGGGAUGUUUGCAUGAGCGGAGUGUGAUCUCAGCACUAAUGUUUAGAAUCAAUCAAGAUGCUUUUACGGGCGCAUGAAGAGAAGUUUGUAAACCUUGCAGUUCAUAUCCUUUUCCACCCCACUGACUUUUCAGCUUCCGCUCUGAAAGUCGGGGGAACAAGAAGGAACCCACAUGGUUAUUAAGACAGUGUCUGCGAAUGUAAUCUUUAGUAUCAGCAGAAGAUUAUACAGACUGUAGAACAAGGCACCAGCUUGCUCUAAAACGUUCAGAGAAUUCGGGGCAAAACAUCUGAAGGUCUGUAAUGGUGGGUGAAGUCUGAAAAGACUAUAAAAUCAGUGGCAGACUUAAAUAACCACUACAACACCUGACCAAUCUGACUGUGGAGAACAAAGGCCUCAAAGUCAGGAUUUACCUGGGUCCAUUUAUCCUGGAUGAUUGAAUCCGUAGGUCCUCAGAGACCCUGUUAUCAACAAGCUUGAAAUCCAGACUGCGAUCGGACGUCAUCCUGAUGCCGAGCAGAUGUAUAUAUGGAAACGAUGUGUAUGAUGAUGACAACGAUGCUCACACAUUUUGGGUUGUUGUUUUUGUCCAUUGUGUGCCUUUGUCAGGUCUACCAGCUGUGUAUACUUUGUAAGAUAAGCUGAAGAAGGGGAAAAACAGGUACUAAUUAUUGAGAAAUGUUCUUCAUGUUAUACAUACGUCCAUACAUCGCUGCACUGUAAAACAAAAAAAAAAAAAAAAAUCAUAUCUUUAAAUAUAUAGGUAUCAUUACUUGCUGCAUUUACUGUACAUAUUUAUUCUGUGAAGUUAGCUAACUCAAAAUCAGUGAAGGUAUCCCUUAUAAUCACUGAUGUCUUUAUAACCAUCUGUCAUUCAAAUAAUAAUAUUGAUAAGAACAAUAAUAUCGACGAGUGCUAUAUGGCUAAAUUCCCAUUAUACUGAGCAUAGCAAAAUGACAUUUGGAAGCUAAAGUAAUUUCAAAUGACUUCUCAAAUAUAUAGUGUCCGUAUCUCUUAAAUGUUUGUGUGAUUGAAGGGCAAAAGACAGAAAGGGAUGGAGUAUGUGCUCUGCUGUUGGUACCCCUUCAGUCAGAAGGCAUUUAGCAAAGCAGUCCAGAGGUCCCUGGACACUGCAAGCGAGUCAUGGUGACACAGAUUGCAGUAAGGAGAGUAGGACAUGUUUUCCUUCAUGACUGGUGAACAUGUCUUAUAACAUUCAUAUGGCCUGUGUUCUUUUACAUGUUCCAUGCCAUCAUAUGAAAGGCUCUCAUCUAUAUGUACAUACAUGUGUGUUGUCCCUGCAUUAGGACAUUUUCACCUACAAAUACCACUACAGUGGAGACUCCAAAAUGCAUUAAAUGAAAAGGUCAAGGCCCGAGGAGGUUUGCUGAUUAUGUGCAAUAUUCUCUAAGAUAUUCCUACAGCCCUGUCCCUCUUUUUUUUUCUUUUUUUAAAGAGGAAACGGUUAAAAUUAUUUUGUCAAUUUACCGUGGUAUUUUUUUUUUUUCCUUUUCUUUUUGUCUUGACUGUUUUAAAGGGAAAUUUAACACUAAAAAGGGCAACUACCAAAUGCAUUACCCAGUUCUUGUUUAAGAAAACCAAAGUUUUUUUUUUUUCUUUUUUUCUUUUUUUUCUUCUUCUUCAUUAAGAUCCAGUGGUAAGUUUAUUUAACCACUAUACCUGUUUUCAACCACUCAACCUUGAACAAAUGGCUUUAAACAAUUUACUCCGGUCAUGUGAGUGUUGUUCAUUAUUAAUAACAGAGGCUCAUGCUUUGCUUUUUGUAUCGGGACCAAACCUGUCUUGCAGUUAUUUUCAUCAUUUUUUUUUUUUUU